CCGGCCCCGCGCCACCCGCCACCCGCCGCGAUCGAUACACACCAACACGCAUGCAUAGCGCACUACUGAUUACCAUGUAAUGCGCGGAUCUACCACCCGUCUACACAUCUACUAGGUAUUUGAAUGCUCAAACUCGCUGAGGUGUCCGUCAGUUCGCCUGUAGGUCGCCGGACGCCCGGCCCAGGUCCGUGUAGCGCGACGUACCUGUGGCGCCGCUGCGGGCCCGACGGUACUCGCUCUCGCAGUCAUGUCGACUCGGGUCCUGCCGCUGCCGCUAGCUAGUCCCGUGCCUCCUGUUGUUGGUCGUCGUACAGUUGUCUAGUGGCAUCCUCGUUGUGUAGUUACUGUAAGAGUCCUGCCGGAGCAGGUGGCCAGUGUGGUGUGUGUCGGAGCGCGGGGGCGUGCGGCGGGCGGGGGGCGCUGCAGCUGCAGGGAGGGGGCGCGCGCUCCCGGCAGCCAGCGCGCACUACACGCUGCCGUGUGACGCACUCGGCCCUUACUCAACCCUCAAUCAUUUAGUAUUGCAAAUACAAAAAUGUUAUUUCGAAUUCCGGCGGUGCAUAGUCUACUGGUGGACUUCAAGUACUUGGUCAAUGAUUGAUACUUUAAGUUUAACUGCGUAUGCUUAUAAAACUAAAAGUAUGUUCUCUUUUACAAUAAACCGCAAAAGAAUAUACAAAAUGCGUGCGAAAUUUGCAUGACGCCUUAUGGCAUCAUCCAUAUAACGACAAUUAUGGUAAUUAUUACAGUCAUAAGGGAAAUGUUCAGAAAGAACUGUUUUUUACAAAGUUGCAAGAAAGUUCGCUAAUAAUACUAAAACAAUCUGUUGCCCACCAUGUAGUAAGAGCAAACCAGGCAAGCUUUAUGAUACUUUCUAGACCGGUGACCUAUUAAAAACCAAAACUUGUGUAAGGUGAGAAAAAUAUCUACAACAAAAUUUGAAAUUUGAAAUUGUUCCAGCUGCUCGCACCAGCUGGCACCCACCAAAGCCGUAGUGCAGCCUCUGCGCGGCCGGCAUGGAGGGCGGCGCGGGCGUGGCCAGCGUGGCCUCGCUCACCAUGGACUGCGAGGACAUGUUCAAGGAGAUCACCAAGAAGCUGUACGGCGAGGAGACCAGCGUGGGUGUGGGCGUGGGCGUAGUGGGCGUGGAGUUCCCCGCCGCCGAGCGCGACCUAGACGACGAGCUGCGCCCCGAGGAGCACAUCACGGCGUGGGGGCUGGCCGCGCUCAUGCAGAACGGCUUCCCGCCGCCCGGCAUCCUGCAGGCUAACUUCACGCCGCGCAUCGACCCGAGCGCGGAGGACCGCUGGACGGCGGCGGAGGAGCCGCUGGCUUGGGCGCACUCCCGCAUCGCCUCCUACAACCCCGCGCAGCGCCUAUUCAAGUGCGCCGACUGCGAGUGCGUCGGCUUCCUAGCGCGCGUGGCAGAGCACUGGCUGGGCACUCACUCGCAGGCGCGCGCGUUCCAGUGCCCACUGGCGGGCUGCGGGUUCGCGUCGGGCUGGGCGCGCGGCGUACGCUCGCAUCUGGCGCGCGACCACCACUCCGACCCCGCUGCCGCCGACCACCUGCUGCGUGACAACCCGGCGCUCGACGACCUCACGCGCUACUUACAGCGGCUCAAGAACAAGGUGGAGGCGAUGCGCAACGAGCGGCGCGUGAGCACGGGGGAGUCGGGCGUGAGCGAGGCGGUGAGCGGCGCGGGCGUGAUCGCGGGCGGCCCCAGCGGGGAGGCCGGCAAGCGCUACGCCUGUGCCGCCUGCCCCUACGCAACUGACCGCCGGGACCUGUUCACGCGCCACGAAAACAUCCACAGGGACGAGAAGCCCUUCCAUUGUUACUUAUGUCAGAAGCAAUUCAACCGCGCCGAUCACGUAAAGAAGCACUUCCUUCGGAUGCAUCGCGAUCAACCUUACGAUCUCAAUCGCAUCCGUCGUUCGGCGGUGGUGAAGACGGUAGUGGCGGCUCCGGCGCUGCACUACUACAGCAAGCCAGCGGGAGAGCCGCCGCCUGCGGCCGCGGUGGCGCCGCCGCCCGCGCCCCCGCCGCCCGCGCCCGCGCCCCCUCCCGAGUACCGGCCGCCGCCCGCCGUGAAGCUGGAGCGCGCUCCGCUCGGCAAGAGCGAGCCCGCGCCGGCGCCGGCGCUGCACAAGCCGGCCGCGCCGUCUCCGGCCGCCGCCGCCGCCGCCGCCAUCCGCCGCAAGGGCGAGCGGCGCUACGCGUGCUGCUACUGCGCGUGGUCGGGUGUGGACAACUGGUGCCUCAAGCGCCACCUGAACACACACUUGAAGCCGUUCGCGUGCGCGCUGUGCGAGUACAAGGCGGCGCGCGCAGAGCGCUUGGCCACGCACGUGCACAAGGUGCACAACAAGAAGGCGUGCGCUAAAUGCCCCUUCCUCGCCGACGACCAGCACCAACUCGCGCAUCACCUGCGCGACGCUCAUCACAUCGAAAGCCGUAACUUAAAAGUACCGUCAGGAGUGGGACGAGGCGGCGGGGGCACGUUCGCGGGCGGCGUGGUGGCGACGGCAGAGGCGGGAGGCGGCGCAGGCAGCGGGGGCGCGGGCGGGGGCGCGGGCGCG
Messenger RNA from Trichoplusia ni (cabbage looper), 2582 nucleotides. RefSeq names its product protein charlatan (gene chn). Gene Ontology annotation, biological process: regulation of transcription by RNA polymerase II. The record is from RefSeq and is a predicted model, not a curated record. Gene Ontology annotation, molecular function: RNA polymerase II cis-regulatory region sequence-specific DNA binding; DNA-binding transcription factor activity. The annotation marks the transcript as partial. The transcript has 6 exons. NCBI's taxonomy places the organism in Eukaryota, Metazoa, Arthropoda, Insecta, Lepidoptera, Noctuidae.